This is a messenger RNA of Pseudomyrmex gracilis, 3608 nucleotides long. It is a transcript of the gene Nep3, whose product is annotated as endothelin-converting enzyme 1. The transcript is spliced from 13 exons. Gene Ontology annotation, biological process: protein processing. NCBI's taxonomy places the organism in Eukaryota, Metazoa, Arthropoda, Insecta, Hymenoptera, Formicidae. Gene Ontology annotation, cellular component: plasma membrane. The coding region runs from base 1124 to 3460 and encodes 778 amino acids. Gene Ontology annotation, molecular function: metalloendopeptidase activity. The record is from RefSeq and is a predicted model, not a curated record.
GGAACGGCCAAUGUGAGCGGCCUAGAACACAGUUAGUAGUGUGUAUGUGUAUUUUUGAAACUCUCUUUAUUUAAAUAGUUAACGUUUCGAUCCUUGGGUGGGAUUCUCUUCAGAACUACAACAAAUAAUUAAAUAAAUAAGUUCAUUUGACACACGUACAAUGUACACAUACAUACUACUCACAUUGGCCGUUCCCACUUUACAAGUUUUUGUUUUACAAAAUUCGAGCCUUUUACGUUUUUAUAAUAUUAUUAUAUUUAUUAUACAAUAUAUCUCUUGAAUAAUCGAGUAAAAAUAUUUCUAACAAUAUACGUGCUUUCAUUUAGAAACUUUUGAUGUAGAAUUUAGAAAACUUGGUACAAAAGACUAAAAUCAUUUUUAAUCUGAAUUAUAUCGACAUUAGAAUAAUUGAAAAGAACAUUUGAUUUUCAUGUUAUAGUAACACAUAAUAUUAUUUUAACUUAAAUUAUACGCAUAUAUUAUUUUAACUUAAAUUAUACGCAUAAUAUUAUUUUAACUUAAAUUAUACGCAGAAACAUUCGAUCUGACAAUAAGUGAAUUUCAUUACAUUGUGUCUUAUUUGAACAUGUGUGAGAACAUUUCAAAUAAGCAAGAUUGCUUUACCGUGAUAGACAAUUACGAAUAAAGAAUCGAUUAUGAUUAACGCCACAAAUCAAUAUUAAUAUCGCAAUGAUAAGGCAGCACCUGUUACAACACCUGUUGUUUUGCAACGAUAAGAGAUGGCGGGUACAACAACCGGACAAGCAAGAAAUCAAUAUAAACUGUAUUCGCCAAGUGGUGGGGGUUGAAAACGGGUUAGCACAAAGAGGGUGAAGAACAACCCCCAUGAGGAAGACGGGCGCUGAAGCCAUUCGGAAUCGCAGUUUAGCACUCAUGCCAGCAACAACGGUAGAUAUGCCGUGAUCCCGGUAACUCAGUGAUCCUUCUCCCUAUCUGUCUGUCUCUCUUCAUUAUUACAUUUGACCUUUUUGUCUCUCCUGGUUUUUUGGUAGGUCCCAAAUUAUUGUUCCCCAAAAUUGCAGUGCGCAUAUGUUUUAUAUUCUCAAUGGUGAAUCAAUAAUCAAAGUGACAGUGGGUAUCACGACCGUGUCCCCGGGCCAAGAUGUCGGUGAAGAUGACGAGAUACAGGCAGGCAGAAUUUGAAGAUGAGGACAGUAGCAGCAUUGGAUCGGUUGCUCUGAAUAGCGAAGGGAUCAGUACAUCAGCAACACACAUACGAUAUCAUACAGGAACAAGCAUGUGGAAGGCGAGAACCAUUAUAGAAAAAUGUCUUCUCAUAAUCUGUUGCAUUCUGCUGAUGAUAGUUGUCGUACUCGGCAUUAUCAUAAGCAGCAAAAGUCGAUGGGACGAAGCGCACGUUCUUCACGUCGGCGAGAGAAAAGAAGAAACGCACUGUCUCACAGAACAGUGCGUGUCCACAGCGGCGUCUAUAAUUCAUAGCAUAAAUCUGGCCGCCAAUCCUUGCGAUGAUUUUUACGAAUACGCUUGCGGCGGCUGGAGCAAACAGAAUCCGAUUCCGGAAGGAAAGAGCAUGUGGGGCACAUUCGGAAAGUUAGAACAGGAUAAUCAGCUAAUCAUCAAACACGUUCUUGAACAACCAAGCAGCGAAAUGAGAUCAAAGGCCGAGAGAAAAGCCAAGGCUUAUUACACGGCCUGCAUGGACGCUAACGAGACGAUUGAGGCGCUCGGUGCCAAGCCAAUGACAGAUUUACUGGAGACUGUUGGAGGAUGGAACGUCUCUGGGAAAUUUAACAUCAGCAACUGGUCGUUACAAACAACCAUGCACGUCCUGCAAAACUGUUACAAUAUGGGCGGUUUAUUUUCUUGGGUCGUAAACGAAGACGAUCGAAACAGCACGCGAUACAUAAUUCAAAUUGAUCAAGGAGGUUUAACUCUCCCGACUGCAGAAAAUUAUCUUAAUAUAACAGAACAUGGAAAAGUUUUGGCGGCCUACUUAGAAUAUAUGACAAAGAUUGGCGUGCUCUUGGGCGGCGAAGAGAAUUCCACGAGAAAACAGAUGCAAGAUGUGAUAACUUUUGAAACAAAACUCGCCGAAAUAACUAUUCCUCCCGAAGAACGCAGAGACGAAGAAAAACUCUAUACUCUGAUGUCUUUGAGUGAGUUACAACGCAAAGCGCCUAUGAUAUCCUGGGUGGAUUAUUUCCAAAACGCCACUCGUCUUGUAAACAAAAAGAUCAACGCAAAAUCGCAAAUAGUGAAUUUUGCGCCGGAUUAUUUCGAAAAACUGACCAAACUCGUGCAGGAAUAUAACAAAACCACUGAAGGAAAGAUAAUAUUAAACAAUUAUUUGGUGUGGCAGACUGUGAGAACAUUAGCGUCUGGUUUGUCAAAGCCGUUCCGAGAGGCUUACAAAGGCUUGCGGAAAGCCUUGCUCGGUUCGGAAGGCACCGAAGAGGCGUGGCGCUAUUGCGUUGACGAUGUUAGCACUUCCAUGGGUUUUGCAGUUGGUGCAAUGUUCGUUCGAGAGGCUUUUCACGGCAAAAGCAAACCUAUGGCGCAGGAAAUGAUAAAUCGAGUGCGCCAGGCGUUCACGUCAAACUUGAAGAACUUGGACUGGAUGGACGACGAGACGAGAAAGGCCGCCGAGGAAAAAGCAAACGCCAUUACAGACAUGAUCGGUUUCCCGGAUUUCAUUUUGCAGCCCAACGAACUCGACGAACGCUACAGAGAUCUGAUAAUCAAGCCGAACGAAUAUUUUCAAAAUAAUAUACGCGUGAACAAAUAUAAUUUGCGCAAGAAUCUCGAAAAGCUCGAUCAAGUGGUGAACAAGACCGCCUGGGUUAUGUCUCCACCCACCGUCAACGCUUAUUACACGCCCACCAAGAAUCAAAUCGUUUUUCCCGCCGGCAUACUCCAAAGUCCGUUUUACGACCGGGAAAGUCCUAACAGCUUGAAUUUCGGUGGCAUCGGCGUAGUAAUGGGUCACGAACUUACGCACGCAUUUGAUGACCAAGGUCGAGAGUUCGACAUGUAUGGCAAUUUGCAUCAGUGGUGGAACAAUGCAACUACGGACCGUUUUAAAAAUAGAACCGAGUGUUUUGUGGAGCAAUAUAAUCAAUAUCAAGUAAACGGUCGUAAUGUAAACGGUCGACAAACACUAGGAGAGAACAUUGCCGACAAUGGCGGCCUCAAAGCGGCAUACCACGCCUACGUCUCAAUGCCUAAGUACUACAAGGAUCUGUUGCAGCUACCCGGCGUGAACAUGACUCAGAAUCAAUUAUUUUUCUUGAACUUUGCACAGGUCUGGUGUUCUGCUUCGACGCCCGAGUCGCUGAUCCUUCAAAUCGAGAAAGAUUCGCACUGUCCUCCGAAGUAUCGAGUUAUCGGGCCGCUGUCCAACAUGCCUGAAUUUUCGACAGAAUUUAACUGUCCCAUAGGAUCAAAGAUGAAUCCGGUUCAUAAAUGCGAGGUGUGGUAACAUACCUUGUGCGCUUUCUGAAAAGAGAACUGUGCAAAACUCUAUAAUAGAAGACACCGUCUUCUGACGGACUUUUGUAUCAUGUGCGCAAAGGCUCUACAGAUGUAAAGAAAAAAGAUACACAAAAACACUACUCCGUCGAACCACA